AUGCCGCCCUCUGCCGGCCGCAUGCGUCUUCUGCAGCGCCAGUUCUUCCGCAGCAACAGCAGCAGAACAGCAGCAGCAGCAGCAACAGCAGCAGUAACAGCAGCAGCAGCAGCAACCCCAACAGCAGCAACAAUAGCAGCAGCAGCAGCAGCAGCAAGGAAGGACCCCGGCUUAAGAUCUGCAGCGCUGACCCGAUUUAUUCCCGUUUCCUCUUUGCCUCCGAAACUAAUAAAGAGGCACAUCCAGAACAGCAGCAGGCAGAAGCAGCUAAGAGAUUCCCUUCUCCAGUCUUCAGCCAAUCAGCAGCAGCAGCAGCAGCAGCUGCUGCAGCAGCAGCAGCAGCAGCGGCCGUGGCGUGGGUAUAAAAGUAAAUAUUUCGGGGGGGAAGUAAAGAAACAAAGCAGCAGCAGCAAGUCUGCUGCUGCUGCUGCUGCUGCUGCUGAAGACCCUUAUGUCCGGCUGUCUCAAACUGCUGCAGCUUUUACCCGAGGCUGA
This is a messenger RNA of Eimeria tenella, 495 nucleotides long. RefSeq lists its product as uncharacterized. NCBI's taxonomy places the organism in Eukaryota, Apicomplexa, Conoidasida, Eucoccidiorida, Eimeriidae. Bases 1 to 495 code for a protein of 164 amino acids. The record is from RefSeq and is a predicted model, not a curated record. The transcript is spliced from 2 exons.